Messenger RNA from Cottoperca gobio, 3650 nucleotides. It is a transcript of the gene lrig2, whose product is annotated as leucine-rich repeats and immunoglobulin-like domains 2. Bases 1 to 3174 code for a protein of 1057 amino acids. Gene Ontology annotation, molecular function: protein binding. The transcript has 18 exons. Lineage: Eukaryota; Metazoa; Chordata; Actinopteri; Perciformes; Bovichtidae. The record is from RefSeq and is a predicted model, not a curated record.
AUGGCGGAGGGUUGGCCCAUUCCUUCGGCCCUUGUCUUCAUGCUGCUGAGUUUGAGUGCCUGGGCUCUUGAGUCUUGUCCCGCUCCUUGCUCGUGUUUAAAGGGACAAGAGGAGGUCAAUAUUCUGGACUGCAACAGGAAAAGGCUGUCGACGGCUCCCGUAGACCCACCAGAUGGGAUAACCCAAGUCACCAUGAACCACAAUGAGCUGACUGUUCUUCCCUUUCUUGGAGAUGUUUCAUCAAAUAUCACCUCGCUGUCCUUAGUCCACAAUCGGAUCUCAGAGCUGUUGAUGCAUCAGCUGCAGCCAUACGUUUCCUUGGAGACAUUGGACCUGACAUCCAACUCCAUUACUGAGCUCACAUUUGGAUCCUUUCCCUCCAUGCAGCUGAAAUAUCUGAAUUUGAGUAAUAACAAGAUCAGCGUCCUCGAGCCCGGCUGCUUUGAAAACAUCUCCAGCUCCCUGCUGGUGCUGAAGCUGAACAGGAACAGAUUAGCUAUGCUGCCGUCCAAAGUCUUCAAACUUCCACAGCUUCAGUUCCUUGAAAUGAAGCGUAACAAGAUCAAGAUAGUGGACAGUCUGACAUUCAAAGGGAUGGACUCACUGCUGUCACUGAAGAUGCAGAGGAACGGUGUCACCAAGCUCAUGGAUGGAGCCUUUUUUGGACUUAACAGCAUUGAAGAACUGGAGCUGGAGCACAACAACCUGACGGAGGUCAACAAAGGCUGGCUGUAUGGACUGCGCAUGCUGCGUGUCCUGCGGGUCAGCCAAAAUGCUCUCGGCAUCAUCCGACCAGACGCCUGGGAGUUUUGCCAAAAGCUGGAGGAACUAGACUUGUCCUUCAAUCACCUGACGAGACUUGAGGAGACGGCUUUCGUAGGAUUAGGUCUCCUGGAUAGCCUGAACCUCGGGGAAAACUCCAUCAGCCAUCUGGGAGAGGGAGUGUUCGGCAGCCUGGCAAGUCUGCGCACCCUGGAUAUCCGCAAUAAUGAAAUCUCCUGGGCCAUUGAAGACUCCAUUGGGAUGUUUGUUGGAAUGAAGAAGCUGAACACACUAAUCAUACAGCGGAACAAAAUCAAAUCGAUCACAAAGAAAGCGUUUGAGGGCCUGGAGGAGCUGGAGCACCUGGACCUGAGCAAGAAUGGCAUCAUGUCGAUACACCCCGAGGCGUUGUCCCAUAUGAAGCUCAAAGUGUUUGUCCUGAACACAAGCAGCCUGCUGUGCGACUGCCACAUGCAGUGGCUUGGGCCUUGGCUGACUGACAGCCACUUCCAGCAUUCUGUCUCUGCUGUCUGUGCUCAUCCUGCCAGCCUACUCGCUCACAAUGUCCUGUCCAUCGGCCCGGAAGAGUUUGUUUGCGAUGAUUUCCCCAAGCCUCGGAUCACAACUCACCCAGAGACUUAUGUGGCACUGCGGGGGAACAACGUGACUCUGAGCUGCAUUGCCUCCAGCAGCAGCGAUUCGCCAAUGACCACAGCUUGGCGGAAGGAUGGGGAGGUGCUUUAUGACGCAGAAGUGCAAAACUACGCCCGUUACCAGGAGGGGGAGUUGAUUUACACCACCGUGCUCCACCUCCUCAAUGCCAACUUCACUGAUGAAGGGCGCUACCAGUGUGUGGUCUCCAAUCACUUCGGCGCCAACUACUCCAACAGGGCCAGGCUUACCGUCAACGAGCUGCCAUCCUUCCUUAAGACUCCCAUGGAUCUGACCAUCCGGACUGGGACUAUGGCCAGGCUGGAGUGUGCUGCCGAAGGCCAUCCAUCACCCCAGAUUGCUUGGCAGAAGGACGGAGGAACUGACUUCCCUGCUGCCCGGGAGCGCAGGAUGCAUGUGAUGCCAGAUGAUGACAUCUUCUUUAUUGCUCACGUGAAGACUGAAGACAUGGGCGUGUACAGCUGUACGGCUCAAAAUGCAGCUGGCAGUCUGUCUGCAAACGCUACUCUCACCGUCCUGGAAACUCCAUUCUUCAUGCGGCCGCUGAAAGACAGAACAGUGGCCCGUGGUGAAACUGCCGUGCUCCAGUGUAUCGCUGGAGGCAGCCCAGCCCCUCGUCUCAACUGGACCAAAGAUGACGGGCCUCUGGUACUCACCGAGCGACACUUCUUUGCUGCAGCCAACCAGCUCCUUAUCAUAGUUGAUGCUGGUCCCGCUGAUGGUGGGAAAUACACUUGCAUCAUGUCUAAUACUCUGGGAACGGAGCGCGGCCACAUCUACCUGAGCGUCUCACCAAACUGUGAUACCGGCAUGGGGGACGGCUGGACCACCGUGGGCAUUGUGGUGAUCGUGGUGGUGUGUUGUGUGGUUGGAACAUCGCUGGUCUGGGUCAUCGUCAUCUACCACAUGCGCAGGAAAAGCGAGGACUACAGUAUCAGCAACACAGAUGAGAUGAAUUUGCCAGCAGACAUCCCGAGCUACCUGUCCUCUCAGGGUACUUUGUCAGAGCCGCAGGAAGGCUACAGUAACUCCGAGGCCGGCAGCCACCAGCAGCUCAUGCCUCCUCUCUCCAAUGGAUACGUUCAUAAGGGCACAGACGGUGUGUGUUAUGGAGACACAGGCAGCGAGGUGGACACUGAGGGGAAUGGCAUGUUGCACUGCAGGGUCGGCUCUCUGUUCACUGGCCGUAGCAGCUUCCACCCCGGAGAGCCCCGUGAAGGACUGACUGGGAUCCCCACAGGUGGUGCAGGGCCGCUGGUCAUCUGCUCGGACUGCUACGACAACGCUAACAUCUACUCUCGCACGCGGGACUACUGCCCCUACGCCUACCUGGGGGAGGACGACCCGCUGGACAAGACCCUACCAGGCCUGAAGGAGAGCUUCGCUGAGCAUGCCCAGCAGGGGGACGCGGCACUGCAGAGCCUCAUUAUUAACCGGGACUCCGACUUCCUCACCGCACACGACAAAAGGUUGAGCGGCCACACUCCCCCAGAGCACUACGCUAAUGAUUCUCAUAGCCGGUCCUUCUGGGGAGAAGGAGACGAUCCGUCCUCGAGACCCCAACCAGCCGCGUCCCAGCACCCAGUGACGGUGCACAGGACACCACUUCUGGCUUCCACUGCCGACGGGGCAGAGGAACGGAGUGAAGCAGAGGCGAACUGUUUUCCCAGCCAGUGCACACAAGACCACAGAAGUGCCUCUAAUAGGACUAACCGUCAGGAGCAUCCUGCUGCCACAUAGAUCCUUUCACUCCGCCCACGUUCUGCCUCGUGUUGCUGCGCCCCCCCCCCCCCUCCUCCUCCCUUCACCCACUACCUCCAAAGAGACUCCUCACAUUCUGCCAAAAAUGCUCUCUUGUAUGUUUACAUUCCUCAAGAGGACAUAAUAAUGUUCUCCAUUGUGGAGAGACCGCCGUGUCACACUGGAGAAAUGGACCAGUGAUUUAAACUCCUCCUUGACACAUCCACCUCUGCAGGAACCUGUUCUCCCACAUCGUCCCCUCGUCUUUGUUCUCUCUAGAGAAAGCUAUAAAUGUAUGCUUUUAAAAAGAGCCAUGUCACAUGCUGCCAUGAGAGAACGGCAAGACAUGGUUGAGUCUUUUACAAGCUCUCUCUCUCUGUCUCUGUUUGUCUGUCUGUCUGUCUGUCUCUCUGUCUCUCUGUCUCUCUCUCUGUGUCUCUCUCUGUCUCUCUCUGUCUCUCUGUCUCUCUGUCUCU